This is a messenger RNA of Pezoporus flaviventris, 1283 nucleotides long. RefSeq names its product acyl-coenzyme A thioesterase 1-like. Gene Ontology annotation, biological process: fatty acid metabolic process; acyl-CoA metabolic process. NCBI's taxonomy places the organism in Eukaryota, Metazoa, Chordata, Aves, Psittaciformes, Psittacidae. The record is from RefSeq and is a predicted model, not a curated record. Gene Ontology annotation, molecular function: fatty acyl-CoA hydrolase activity.
AUGGAGGUGCUGCACACAGGACUUAGAUGCCUGUACCUGGGGUUCCAGAUUCAGGACAGACAUGGCUGUGGACAUGGCAACAUUUUAAAGAAGUGGUUGUGGUUUCUCUUCUCUCCCUUCCAGGUUAAAGGCCCAGGGAUUGGGUUGCUUGGAAUUUCCAAAGGGGGCAAACUGUGUAUCUCCAUGGUCUCCUUCCUAAAGGGUAUCACAGCCACUGCCCUUAUAAACGGCUCAGUGGCAAAUAUGGGCGCAGUGCUCUGCUACAAGGACAUCACCAUUCCACCCCUCGGUUUCAGUCCAGAAUGUGUCAAGAUCAGCAAGUCUGGGAUUGCUGAUGUUGUGAACAACCCACUAGAAGGGCCUGACCACCAAAGCUUCAUCCCUUUGGAGAAGGCUGAGUGUCGUUUCUUGUUCAUUGUUGGCCAGGAUGAUCACAACUGGAAAAGUGAAUUCUUUGCAGUUGAGGGGAGCAAACGUUUGCAAGCUCACGGGAAGGAAAAGCCUGAGAUAGUCUGCUAUCCGGGAGCAGGGCACUACAUUGAACCCCCUUUUUUCCCAAUGUGUGCAGCCUCAAUGCACCAGCUGGUUGGCAAGCCUGUGAUUUGGAGAGGAGAGCCCAAGGCACACUGUGAGGCACAGGUAGACGCUUGGCAGCAGAUCCAAGCUUUCUUCUGCAAACACCUCAUGGGCAAGCCAUCUGGAACAUCUAGUAAGCUGUGAUAUGACUUAGGUUACUUUAGAGAGGAAAAGUCUGGUGUUUCAAAUUUGUUUUGUUAUAUGCCUCUGAAUGAGAACAAAGAACAUCAGAGAAUAAGUUGUUGGGUUUCUUGGGGGAUGAUAGUAAGUGAAGGCACGAGGGCUGCUUUCUUUUAACACCCUCCUCUAACAUCAUUUAGAGGUCUUAGUGCCAUGCUAUGUGUAGUAUGGGAUUACAAACUGUAGAAAAAUGAUGGUGGUAAGGUUGGAUCUGCUUUGAAUGUUAAUUUCACUGGAAGGUAACUUACUCAAGCUGAGAACUGGGAUGAGAAUUUGCCUUGGUUUUCUUAGAAGAAACAUUAUGUUUGCCAUUGUCCUUACCAGAGCUCUAGUUUUUCUGGAAGCAGCUAUUCUGUCUUCCGGCCUCCACUAAUCUUUCUCCCUGUGCACAUUGUUGCUCCUUCCUCUUCUCCCGUAUCACUGAGAUGCAUCUGCCUUAACACUUAGUAUCUAGUAUUUCAUUCACCAAAAGAAGCAAUACUGUGCCUGCAUCUUCAGAGAAUACAUCUCCCAUUUAUAGCCAACAA